Messenger RNA from Cinara cedri, 3704 nucleotides. The record is from the annotation of a GenBank genome assembly. NCBI's taxonomy places the organism in Eukaryota, Metazoa, Arthropoda, Insecta, Hemiptera, Aphididae.
AUUGGGUCAUUCAACUCACUUAAAUACUAAAGUUCUACUAGCUAAUAAUUAUGAUUUUUAAGUGUUAAUAUGUACAGAGAAGCAUUGUGUUGUACAUUUAUAUUAUAAUAUAUACUGACAUACUGUGCAACUGACCAAAUAUAUUAGCAUAUUAUUUAACAUACUCUUUAAUUUUGCUGUCCAAAGUUGUUGAACAGAUAAAUUUCUAAGUUAUACAUUUAAACAUUAAUACCUACUUGUAUUACUUAUAUUUUUAUCUAUUGUAUUAUAUAUAAACGCUUAUAAAGGUAAUUUUAUGAAAUAUUGUAAUUCCUAUAUUUAUAUUAGUUUACUUAUACAGUACUCGCAAUAAGUCACCAAAAAGAUAGUAUUAGUUUAUUUAGUAAUCUAUUUAGUAAUUGCUUAGCUUAUAUUGUAUUUAGUAACUGUAGACUUUUGCUGGAAUAUUUUAUUUUCUCCAAUAAUAAUGAUUAUACAUACUAAUUGUUUUUUUUUAAUGUUAGGAAAUUAGGUAUUUAUUUUAAAAAGCUAUUAAUAAUUUUUGUUCAAUAGGAUUACUUGUUUUAAAAUAAUUUUAUCGGUACCUGACAAUAAUUACAUGUUUUAAAUUUGUUUACAUGUAGUUGAUAAACAAUGGUACAUGCAGAAGAUAAUGUUUUAUACGGAUCAGCCAUUCCCAAAUACCUAUUAGAUUCCAAAUCUAACUUGAGUCAGUACUUUAUUCGACUGCUCAGCGAACUUGGAAAUAAGAUUGCUCUGGUAUAUUGAUUUUAUAAUAAUUAUAAAUUUACCAACAUUAAUGUUUGGUUGUAUUAAAAAAUUAUAACAUGUAAUCUAUUUUAAUUAAAUUUAUCUGUUUAUUUACUACUAAUAUGUCUUUCUCUUACCAAAUUACUCUAAUUAUUCUGUAAUUGGCAGAUUGAUGUUCACGAUGGAUCAUCUUUUACAUUUAACAAUAUUUUGAAUGCAAGUUUUAAUAUUGCUAGCUGGUUAAAAUAUGAAUGUGGAAUACAAAAAUCUGAUGUAGUUGGAAUAUUUAGUGAAAACACAAUUUGGUAUCCUUCAAUAAUAUUGGCAGUAUGGCAUGUUGGAGGAGUCUGUGCACUAUUCAAUCCUAUGUAUAAUACAAGUAAGUAUCACUUAGAUUAACUUAUAUAAAACUUGUGUAAGUACAAUUAAAAAUAUUGUUUUUUAUUAGAUGAAUUAGAACAUUUACUAAAUAUUACUCAACCAAAAUUAAUGAUUACUUCAAAAAUGGGCUUCGACAUUGUGAGAAAUACUGCUAAACAGUUCAAUUUUAUUAAAUACGUGUGUCCUAUCAAUAUAAUAUGUAAUGAACGUAUGGCUUAUGAAAAAAAUAAUUUUGUACCAACAAAUUAUAUUAACAAUCAAACUUCUGUAAUACUAUUUUCAAGUGGAACUACUGGUUUACCUAAAGGUGUACAAUUAUCUCACAAAUCUAUAUACCUCUUGACUUCUAUAUUAAAGUUAGUAUAUCUAUCUAAUAAUUAUUGUUAUAAUAUUUUACAAUUAUUUUGUAUUAUUUAAAGUAAUAACAUUAAUCCAUUUUCUAAUGAUUCUGAUAUUCUAAUGGGCUUGGUGCCAAUGUUUCAUGGUUAUGGAUUUUUAGUCAUCUGCAUGACUAUGUCAAUUGGUUGCAAACUCGUAGUUCUUAAAUAUUUUGAUGGAGACUUGUUUUUAAACUCUAUUGAAGCUCAAAAAGUAAUGAAUUUAAUUUUAAUAUAAUUUUAAAAUAUUAAUGGUAGAUUUUUGUUUAUUUUUCAAUAUAGAUAACUGUUUUAUUUGCUGUGCCACCAUUAAUGAUUUUUCUCGCUAAACACCCCUUAAUAGAUAAAUAUAAUUUAUCAAGUAUAAAUGCAAUAUAUAGUGGAGCUGCAUCAUUAUCCCAAGAUGUUCAAAAUGAUGUAGCUAAGAGAAUAGGAAAAAAUAAACAUAUAAAGGUUUUACAAGGAUAUGGAAUGACUGAAUUAUCUAUUCUGGUAACAAUGCAUGACAAAAAUACAGAAGCAUCUGUCAAUGGAUCUGUUGGUAAAUUGAUUGAUGGCAUGGCUGGAAAGGUAAGCUUAAUUUAUAAUAAAUUUUAAAUGUAUCUAAAUUUAAUUUUUAUUUAAUGUUGGUAGGUGAUAGAUUUAGACAAUGGCCAACCUCUAGGAAUAAAUAAAAGUGGUGAACUAUGUUUCAAAGGACCAAUGUUAAUGAAAAGUUAUUAUAAAAAUCCUGAAGAAACCACCGCGACGAUUGAUGCAGAAGGCUGGCUCCAUACAGGGGAUAUAGGAUAUUAUGAUAGUGAUUAUAAUUUUUAUAUUAUUGAUAGACUCAAAGAACUCAUAAAGUAUAAUGGAUAUCAGGUAAAAUAAAAAUAAAAAUGUUUUCUCAGAAAUCAACAGUUUGGUGGUAUUAAUAUUUAUUUUUUUCUUAUUGUAUUGUAGGUUGCCCCAGCAGAAUUAGAAGCAUUGCUGUUAACUCAUCCUGAUAUUGAAGACGCUGCUGUAAUAGGACUCCCGAAUAUCAGUGCUGGAGAAUUACCAAUGGCAUUCAUAGUUAAAUCUCAAAAUUCUACUCUUAGUGAGGAAGAUGUUGUACUUUUUGUGCACAGUUGAGUUUUUUUAUUUGAUUUUUUUCUAUAAAUAAUCAAUUCAUUUGUUUAACUUAAAAUUGUUUACAUACCUAUUAGGGCAAGUGUCAGCACAAAAACGUCUUAGAGGUGGUGUUCAAUUUGUGAAUAGUAUACCCAAAAAUCCAAGCGGUAAAAUUUUAAGAAGAGUUCUUAAAAAAUUAAUUAACACUACAUCAAAAUUGUAAAAUAAAAAUGAUAAUUACUUCUACAUUUUAUAUUUUUCCUUUAUUUGUAAUAUACAAUCUAUAUCUAAGAAGCACAAUUAGUUAAUAUUUUAGGGUAGGAUACUAACAUUACUCUAACCUGCCCGGUUAGGGCAGGUUUCAAACAUAAGUUUAGAACACCUAAUAUCACUAAUGUCUAUCUGUAUAGAUAUAAAUAUGUAAAAUAUAAAAUAAUACUACUACAUAGUAACUAGUACAUAGUUACAGUAGUUUAUUUGAUUGACAAGGAGAUAUACAGGGUGUAUCACAUAGAUCUGACACCCUAAAUAACUUUAGUUCUGAUAAAAUAUAUUUCUUGUAAUAAUUUCUCUAUUUUGUAUAUAUUUUUUUUUAUAUAUAUAGAGGGAUCAUAGAUCAAUGCUUAAAUAAUUAUCAUAAGAAAUAACUUAAAAAUAUUGAACAGAACCAAAGUUAUUUCACAUGUCAGAUCAUAGUGUUAUAACCUGCAUAUCAUAAUAUUAUUAUUAAUUUAAAUAUAAAUUUAUAUUAUUAAAAAUUAGCUAUAACAAUAUAAUUUAUAAAUUAUAGAAAUACCCUGUAAACUAUUUACAAAUUGAGAUAUUUAAUCUAUUUAGGUUUCGAUACAUAAGCAUAAUAUACCAAAUGCUUUCAUAAUUAUAAAUGAAAUUAUAGUUUAUUGUUUAAAAUAUGAUUAGAAACUAGGAACUUUGAAGAUAGAUCAGGUUUUCCUAACUUGAUUAUUAACCCAUUAUGUUCUUAAGUACCCAUAUGAUAAUGAAAAACUUAUUUAUUAAAAUAAUUGACCACUUGCUAUCCUGGCGGUACCAUAUGUUAACAUCAAAUAUUUCUUUAUUGGGUUAAAAUCUAAAUAAUAAUUUUAA